AUGCUGCGCCUGAUCGCCGACAUCGAGGCUGAGGUGCCGCCCGACGCCAAGCCGCAGCCGCAGCCGGAGAAGGAGCGGGAGCCGAAUGACGACAUCAUCUCUGCCAUCGAGAACGAGCUGCCGCCUGACUACGAGCCCAUGCAGGCUCCGAGCGCUGUCGAAGAGCCGGCCGUCGACUUUGAUCCUGCGCUGGAUAUCAUCUCGGCGAUCGAGAAGGAGCUGCCGCCGGACUACGAGCCGGUGUCGGAGCCCGCCCCUCCGCCAGCGGAGGCUCAGGACCCUGCACUGGACAUCAUCUCGGCCAUCGAGAAUGAGCUGCCGCCGGACUACGAGCGGCCGCCGAGUGCCCAGUCGGGUUCGGCGCCCGGCUCUGCCGCCGCGGUCGAGCACUCGACUGGCCCGGGCGCGCCUGGAAGGAAGGCCACGCCGGCCACCUUCGUCCAGUUCCAGAAGGGGGGCACACUGGAGCCGGCGGCGGCGCCACUGCCAGCGCCGCCCGAGGUGCAGCCGGAGCUCAGGGAGGCGCCACCGUCAGUCGCGCCGGAGGACGUAGAUGACAGCGACAAGGCGAAGAUAAAUGGCAUGGUCGAAGAGAUUGUUGACAAGCUGGAGUUCCUGGGUGUGGGCGCGGAGACCGUGUCGCCUGUGAAAGUGCUCGCAAUUCAGGCCCAGCGUGCCUUGCUGGGAGGCUCACCAUCUGACCUCUAA
Messenger RNA from Pollicipes pollicipes, 708 nucleotides. RefSeq names its product protein TsetseEP. The record is from RefSeq and is a predicted model, not a curated record. NCBI's taxonomy places the organism in Eukaryota, Metazoa, Arthropoda, Thecostraca, Pollicipedomorpha, Pollicipedidae. Bases 1 to 708 code for a protein of 235 amino acids. The transcript is spliced from 5 exons.